AUGAUGGGAAAAGUUAAUGUGACACGACAUCAUCGGGCGGAAAAGGCUAUCAUUGAUGCACUAUUGAAGAUUUCGGAGAUUAUUCAGAAAACAGAAACUAAUCGACAGCUGAGACAUGUAAACAAAAGUGUAAAAAACACUGUCGGUGAUGGUGAUUAUCAUGAACGAUCUAACGAUGAACAACGAGUGCCAAUGCCACCAGCAAUGCGUACAUUGGAAUCUUAUGUAUCAGAGUUUCGCCAACCAUGCAAUUGUAAUCAAGCAUCUAAAGAAUGUUCAAUGGGUUGUGUUCAAGGUGCGCAAAACAGUAAUCAUUCAUUUGGUAAAUUAGAAUACGAAGAUGAUCGAUCGUGCAAACGGUAUUAUUCUGAUACCUCGUAUUCGGAACAUGAAGAACAAUCUACAAAACGUCGGUUAAGUUACAGUUCAUUUCAAUCUGAUGGGAGUUCACAGCCGCUAUGUGAGGAGUUGAAAACCAUCGAUAAUCAACCAACAAUUACUAGUGUGAAUUCUUCAACAGUGCCAAAUCAAGUCAAAUCGAUGGCCACCUCAAGCGCGGAUGAUCAAUUAUCGCGUUCACUAGCGAUACCUGUAGUGUCAGGUACUGUUGAACAACAACUCAUUUGUUCAGCGAAUUCGAAAGAGAACGAAAAUCAAUCAAUCGAUCAACAUUUACAAGAAACAUUGGAAAAGCACUUGCGCGAUUGUUUAUUAUCUUCACCAACGCGAACACUGAGUCAGGAACACAUUCCGGAAGAAAGAAGAACGAAAUCGAUUACUCUAACGAAGUCCGAAACGGAAAACGUUAUGAACCGAAUACAUUGUACUCAACAAACAAGCAGUUUGGAGCACUACGAAAAACAGCGUCAAUCAGCUCUGCUUGCUGUUGAACAAGGCAACUAUUCCUUGUCUUAUUCUAUCUAUUCGAAUCUGUUGCAUGAUUAUCGAGAAAAUUAUAAAUUGAAAUCGGAAAUAUUAGCAUCACGUGCUAUGAGUUUAUUGUUAGAACAAAAAUGUUUUGAAUCGAUCGAAGAUUGCACACGAGCGAUUGUUUUCAAUCAAUGGAAUAAAUUAGCAUAUGUCGUUCGUGCAGCAUGUUGGAUGAUUAAACAUGAAUAUGUAAAAGCUGUCGAAGAUUACUCGAAACUAUUUCACGUGUUCGACCAAAGUCAAUACGUUCUAGAUCUAUUGAAUUUAGCUUUUAGAAAGUUGAAAACGUCGAAGAAUGAUGGAAAUGGAUUGAAAACUAUCGAGCCGGAGAAGAAAAUUGUUUCCUCGAUCGCCGAUGAAAAUGUAUCAUUAUGUUUAGCAUCACCUACCGCUUCAUUCAUUCAACCAGCUGUAUAUCUCUGCUAUCCUUAUCAAACCUAUCCAAGCUGUUACGCUAAGAACGGCAAAGAGUCCUCCUAUGGCAUCAACCAGUAA
Adineta ricciae is the source of this 1425-nucleotide messenger RNA. The record is from the annotation of a GenBank genome assembly. Lineage: Eukaryota; Metazoa; Rotifera; Eurotatoria; Adinetida; Adinetidae.